AUCCACCUGGGUGAGGGCCACAAUGUCCCACACUCCCUGUUGCAAGCUAGUUGACUAUUUUGAAGAACUGAGUGAAGGUGAAUUCAAGAAAUUUAAGAUGCACCUCGAGGACUACCCACUGGAGAAGGGCUACAAGCCCAUCCGCCGCUCCAAGACUGAGAAAGCCACUUGCGUUGAAAUAGCCCGAUACAUGACUGAGGCGUAUGAGGAUGCCAAGGCACUGAGGAUGACCGUCAACAUUUUGGACAGAAUAAAUAAGAAGGAUCUGUCUGCAAGAAUCCGAAAGGAGAUGCCGGAAUAUUUCCUUCAGUCUCCAGAAUCAGACAAUGGGAUGUUUUCUGGAUCUCAAAAGAAAGUGGAGGUGAUGCUGGAUCCCAAGACAGCUUUCCCCACCCUCAUCCUUUCAGAAGAUCGGAAAAGUAUAUAUAUGGGCGAGCGAGCCCAGGACCUUCCUAGCAAUCCUGAACGCUUUAAUUUUUGUCCUUGUGUUCUGGGAGCAGAAGGCAUUGAUUCUGGGAUUUCAGAGUGGGUGGUUGAAGUGGGCAAGGCUAAAAACUGGGCCGUUGGUGUUGUCCGUGAAUCAGUAGAAAGAAAAGGAUACUUAUAUAUUACAGCUACCGAAGGGUUUUGGGUAUUGCAGUUGAUGCAUGGAGAAUAUGAGGUUUCCACCACACCUAAGACCAUUCUUCCACUGUGGAAGUCAGUACGACGGAUCCUGGUUCGCCUAGAAUUCAGUUUAGGCAAUCUCUCCUUUUAUGAUGCGGACUCUAAGGAGAUUAUCUUUCCUUUCAACUACCCAUUUUCUGAGAAAAUGUUCCCAUUCUUCCUGACUUGGGACAAAAAAAAUCCCUUGAAAAUCAUUCCAAAUGACUCCAGAGGUUAAUUCGGGGAAGAACAAGGAGAAGCAGUGUUGUGAAAUGGCCCCACUUGAAUCAUUUUCUGCUCAUAGUUUGAAGUAAUUGCCAUCAGAUUCAGUGAAUCUUACUUCUGAUUAAACACAAUAGUGUUGUUAAUUUCUGAUUUCUGCUCCCUUUGUUCUCUUCGUGGGAACUUUUUUUAAGGCCUUGAGUGUAUGUAUGAAAAAAGCUUGAGAAAUAAAGCUUGGAAAACAUUUACCCAUUAUUCAUAAAGAUUCCAAAAAGAAGAAGAA
Candoia aspera is the source of this 1150-nucleotide messenger RNA. RefSeq names its product E3 ubiquitin-protein ligase TRIM39-like. The transcript has 3 exons. Gene Ontology annotation, molecular function: ubiquitin protein ligase activity; protein binding. Bases 23 to 883 code for a protein of 286 amino acids. Lineage: Eukaryota; Metazoa; Chordata; Lepidosauria; Squamata; Candoiidae. Gene Ontology annotation, cellular component: cytoplasm. The record is from RefSeq and is a predicted model, not a curated record. Gene Ontology annotation, biological process: protein ubiquitination.